AAAUUCUGAAGGUAAUAGCUGCUCUGCUGAAGAACUCUCCCCCAUCCCCUGAGAGCAUGGAGGUGCGCAAGGUCUUUCUGUCAGACAUGAUCAAACUGUUCAAUAACAGCCGAGAGAACCGCAGGAGCCUGCUGCAGUGCUCUGUGUGGCAGGAGUGGAUGCUCUCUCUGUGCUUCAUCAACCCGCGUAACAGCGAGGAGCAGAAAAUCACAGAGAUGGUGUACGCCAUCUUCCGCAUCCUGCUUUACCACGCCAUCAAGUACGAGUGGGGCGGCUGGCGCGUCUGGGUGGACACCCUGUCCAUCACCCACUCCAAG
Plectropomus leopardus (leopard coralgrouper) is the source of this 317-nucleotide messenger RNA. The record is from RefSeq and is a predicted model, not a curated record. NCBI's taxonomy places the organism in Eukaryota, Metazoa, Chordata, Actinopteri, Perciformes, Serranidae.